Molecule: messenger RNA, 927 nt
Organism: Exophiala spinifera
Lineage: Eukaryota; Fungi; Ascomycota; Eurotiomycetes; Chaetothyriales; Herpotrichiellaceae
Exons: 2
Coding region: 1-927 (308 amino acids)
Source: RefSeq, a predicted model, not a curated record
AUGUCAAAUCUGCUCAACGGUCCCUGGUCAAAUGCCGAAAAAGUGGCUUUGUUGACGAGUAUUCUCGAGGGCGCUGGAGUGGACGUUCCUGCGAUUCUGCUACACAGCAUAAACAGCAAUGCUCUCAUGCCUAUGUGGAACGACAUUACUUUGCCACCAGGCCGCUCCCUAAAUGCUUGUCGCAAAGCAUUCGAAGACAUGCUGGGUGGCUCCGGACGUCACUCCUUCCCGUCUAUUGCUGUACCAACCUUUGCUCCUCAGCUAUUCGAUCCUCAUGCGAUGCAAGGAAGGUCAGCGUCGGGGCAAGAACCUCCACCACCAACACAUCGUAGCAUAAAACCCCGACCUCCACGUUCCACGGAUUCACCCAUGGCGUCUACCACUGCGACUGAGGGCUUUACCAUUCUCGGUCCGUACGCGCCUGACCAAGGGAUAGAAAGACGCAAGAAGCGUGGUCGUCCUACGAAGGAAGAGGUCGAAGAACGCGAAAGGAGACUUGCUUUGGUCGGUCAGACCUAUGAACCCAAAAGGCGCCCAGCGAAGAAGCCCAGGUCUUCUGAGACUCCUGCUGUGCCCGCAGACACACUCCCGGCAACAUCCCCAACUCUACAAACCCCGGAUGUGCAACGUACUGAACCAAACGAAGGGAGUUCUAGUGGCAAGCGAAGGCCGAGGCUCAGGGGAGAUGUCGACGAGCACCCUUCUUCCCGCCCUGCAUUCUCCAGGGCAUCACCAGAAGAGUCUGCGGGUGAGAGGAGCACAGAGGCCGCUCAAAGUCCAUCCGACAGACUUUUGCACAGGUCCACUGAGCGAGCUCAGGCCGUGGCUGCUUUAGCACGCGACAUAAAACAAGAGCAGAGCCCGAAUCUCGAACGACUAGCCGUGCAGUCACCAGGCGAUCAACAAUCUGGACCGGCUUCAGUGUGA